This is a messenger RNA of Oncorhynchus masou masou (cherry salmon), 8767 nucleotides long. Its product is annotated as agrin-like. Lineage: Eukaryota; Metazoa; Chordata; Actinopteri; Salmoniformes; Salmonidae. The record is from RefSeq and is a predicted model, not a curated record. Gene Ontology annotation, biological process: receptor clustering; G protein-coupled acetylcholine receptor signaling pathway. Gene Ontology annotation, molecular function: laminin binding; calcium ion binding.
CUGUGAAACAAUCGAGAGGCUGAAGUGUAGCGCAUUCCUCGAGAGAGAGAACCCGUUUCUCUCCCUGCCGGCUCCCAGUCAGGCAGCUUGGCCCCGACGCAGUAGAUGCAUGAGUUCUGGCUGAAACUGGGAGCUUCGUGGUCAGUAGGGAAAUCAGAAGCAUUACUCGAACCGAAAUAGUGAGUAUUGUUGCGACAUCGAUUUCUAGGCUACUUUGCGUCGCAGAGAUUUAAUUUUGUCCGCAACUUUUUGUUCUCCGUUUUCGUGACCAUGGGUUCAGAGCAAACUCGCUUGUACGGGUGGGCAUUGAUGAUAGUCGCGGUUUUCUGUCAACGGGGUCAUGAAAGUUGCCCGGAGGAAGAUUUGGAGAAAAGGGAAGAGGAGGCGAACGUGGUUCUGACUGGCACCGUUGAAGAAAUCAUGAACAUGGACCCAGUGCACAAUACCUACUCAUGCAAGGUGAGGGUAUGGCGGUACCUGAAAGGAAAGACCAUGGUCAAUGGCGAGGUUCUUUUGGACGGUGGAAACAAGGUGAUGAUUGGUGGCUUUGGGGACCCUGAGGUCUGCGACAACCAGGUUGCCACUGGCGACACGCGCAUUUUCUUUGUCAACCUGGCUCCGGAGUUCAUGUGGCCAACGCACAAGAAUGAGCUGAUGCUCAACUCCAGCCUGAUGAGGAUUACCCUGCGUAACCUGGAGGAGGUGGAGCACUGUGUGGACGACAAACCUGUUCACUUCACACCAGCCCAGCCUCCUGACGAUUGCAGAGGAAUGCUAUGCGGCUUCGGGUCAGUAUGUGAACGUGAUGCGGCUGACCCCUCCAAGACAGAGUGUGUCUGCAAGAAGAUGGUGUGUCCGUCGGUUGUGGCGCCUGUGUGUGGCUCGGACUCCUCGACCUACUCCAAUGAGUGUGAGCUGGAGAAGGCCCAGUGCAACACGCAGCGGCGCAUCAAGUUGCUGCGCAAAGGACCCUGCGCCCUGGAGGACCCGUGCAGUAAGGUGACCUGCAGCUACGGCAGCACCUGCAUCCAGUCAUCGGACUCCUUGUCGGCCAAGUGCAUGUGCCCGCUGAGCUGCGACGGUAAGCCCGAGCAGGUGGUGUGUGGCAGUGACGGCCAAGACUACCGCAACGAGUGCGAGCUCUACAAGCAAGCCUGCCACACUCAGAAGAACUUCCGCCUGCAGCACCAGGGAUACUGCAACCCCUGCAAAGACAGCGAGAACAGUCUAAAUGUGGCGUGCCGGGUGGAGCCACGUACCCGCCAGCCCCUGACCUUUGCCCCCCCGGAGUCCUGCCCACCUGUCAAUGAGCCACUGUGCGCCAGUGACAGCCAGACGUACGAGAGCGAGUGCCAUAUGACGAGGACGGGCAUGCAGAAGGGCAUUGAACUCAGGAAGAUCCACCCGGGCCGCUGCAAGAAACAAGAGAUGUGCAAGGUGGAGUGCAAGUUCAAUGGCGUGUGCCAGGUGGAACGUCAAGGCGUGCGCUGCUCCUGCGAGCCUAUCCAGUGUGACGGGACCUACAAGCCGCUGUGCGGCAAAGACGGACGCAGCUACGUCAACGACUGUGAGCGGCGACGGAACGAGUGCCUGGCUAAAGCCCACAUCCCCGUCAAGCAGCAAGGCCCGUGUGAUCUCCACGCGCCCAGCCCAUGCCUGGCAAAGGCCUGCGAGUUUGGCGCUGUGUGUGUGGUGAAGAACGACAAGCCCGUAUGUGAGUGCCCCGAAGCCUGCCUCCAGACACCCGACCCAGUGUGCGGCAGUGACGGCCACAGCUACGGCAGCCAUUGUGAGAUGAGGGCCACGGGCUGCGCCCUGCAGAGGGAGAUUCACAUCCAGCACCGAGGACCCUGCGACGAGGCGUGUGCCAAUUGUUCAUUCGGGGCGAUCUGCGACGGGCAGUCUGGCAGAUGUGUGUGCCCGCAGGAGUGUGUUGAGUCCCACCAACCGGUGUGCGGCAGCGACAGCUCCACCUACCGCAGCGAGUGUGAGCUCCACGUGCGGGCCUGUACCAAGCAGCUUGACCUGCGUGUGCUCGCCCAGGGAGAAUGCAAGACCUGUGGCAGCGCUGUGUGUGCCUGGGGGGCCCAAUGCAUCCAGAACAAGUGCGAGUGCACGCAGUGCCAGGGCCAGGCUUUAUCUCCUGUGUGUGGCAGCGACGGCAUGACCUAUGACAACACUUGCGAGCUAGGUUUGGCAUCCUGCGUCCUCAAGAAGAAGAUUGAGGUGGCCAAGCUCGGCAGCUGCGAAGAAGAGUGUGGUUCAGGAGGGUCGGCCUCAGGUGUCGAGAGCUGCGGACAGGAUAGGUGUCGUACGUUUGGAGGCUCGUGGGACGAGGACACAGAGGAUGACCGCUGUGUCUGUGACUUCGACUGCAAUCGCGUGCCUCGCAACCUGGUGUGUGGCUCAGAUGGGAAGACCUACAGCAACGAGUGUGAGAUGAAGAAGGCCAGUUGCGAAAGGCAAGGGCAUCUGCUGAUCCAGAAUCAGGGACCCUGCACAGCGAUUUCAGCCACCUCUCCACCGGAGCUGACAGCCCCACAACGCUGCAUUCAGUCAUUCUACGGCUGUUGCCGCGACAACAAGACGGCGGCCCUUGGUGUGGGACUUGCUGGAUGCACCAGUACGUGCCAGUGUAACCCGUAUGGCUCCUACAAGGGGACGUGUGACCCGGGCAGCGGCCAGUGCUCCUGUAAGCCCGGCGUCGGGGGACAGAAGUGCGACCGCUGUGACCCAGGCUUCUGGAACUUCCGUGGCAUUGUCACAGAGAACUUGAGCGGCUGCACACCGUGUAACUGCGACGCAGUGGGCUCGGUGAGGGACGACUGCGAGCAGAUGUCAGGCCUGUGCUCCUGCAAGACUGGAGUGAAGGGCAUGAAAUGCAAUGUGUGCCCCGACGGCAGUAAGACGGGCAGGAGCGGCUGCGACACAGGUGCUUAUGCCCCAACCUCAUGUAAUGAGCUGGACUGCAAGUUUGGUGCGUCUUGUGUUGAGGUCAAUGGUCAAGCCCACUGUGAAUGCCCCUCGCCCGACUGUGACGAGAUGAACAAGACCAAGGUGUGUGGCUCUGAUGGGGUGACCUACGCUGACCAGUGCCAGCUGAGCACCAUUGCCUGUAGGCGGGACAAGCACAUCAGAGUGGAACACUUUGGCCAGUGUGCAGAAAGCAUCACUGAGCCUGCCAGCCGACCCACCCCUUACCCCUCCACCCCCCGCGCAAAAGCCACCACCCCCCCCCACGUCAGGCUUACGUCGCCGCGCCAUGGCACAUCAUACUCUCCCUGGGACGAUGAUGAAACCGAGGGGCCACUAGCCUCAUUCGUGGAGGCCCUGCCGCCCCCCAUGUCCACUGAGAGACCGCUCACCACCAACCACCCCGUCAUCACCCCCCACCACCCACCUCACUCCACCAUCCCUCGCCUACCCAGCCACACCAGCCCUGGCUCCUCCCCUACAGCCUUUGAGGACUCAGGGAGUGGUGAGCCCAGCGGAGAUGACCAGGUGGAGGAGGUGGAAGAGGGUAGCGGCGUCGGAGUCCUGGAGGCGAGCGGAGAGGAGCCAGUUGACCCCACAGCCGCAGCCACCACCAUCCCCACAGCGGAGGACCGCUCGUCGUGUGACAACACUCCCUUCGGCUGUUGUCCUGAUGGCAAGACGGCUUCCAGCAGCCCUGAGGGAGCCAAAUGCCCCUCCACCAUGCGGCUCAGCGGCUUCCUGCACUUGGACCAGGUGGAGGGCCAGGAGGUCUUCUACACCCCUGAGAUGGAGGAUCCCAAGUCUGAGCUGUUUGGCGAGACGGCCAGGAGCAUCGAGAGUGCUCUGAACGAGUUGUUCCGUAAAUCAGAGGUGCAGAAGGACUUCAUGAGUGUCCGAGUCCGCAGCCUGGCGCCCAGCAACUCCAUCCUGGCCUUCAUCGAGGCCCACUUCAACCCAGAGACCAGGUUCACGGUGCAGGACAUUGAAGGAGCCCUGCUCAAGCAGCUGAAGGCAGCCAAGGAGACAGCCAUUGUGGUGAAGAAGCCAGAGGAGGAGAAUAUUCGCUUCAACAACUAUGGCCUGUUCUCCCUCCCCUACUUCACCACCAGUACCACAGCUACCGCCACCACCCCCACUGCCAGCACUGCCACCAGCACCACCCUGCCGCCCCCCAACUCCCCUUUCAUCACACGCCGUCCCCUGGGCACCACACGCCGGCCCUAUACCAGCCGCCGGACCACAGCCGCCCCUUCUACCAUGGCCCCCACUCCCACCACUACUAUCACCCCCCUCCACAGGACCAGCCCUGUGCCCCACUACACCAAGGCCCAGCAGCCCUGUGACUCCCACCCCUGCCGCCACGGCGGCACCUGCGAGGACGACGGCGCCGAUUUCACCUGCAUCUGCCCCGCCGGGAGAGGGGGCACUGUCUGCGAGAAAUUGAUCACAUACUUCAUCCCGUCAUUCGGGGGUAAGUCCUAUCUGGCCUUCGACACCAUGAGGGCCUAUCACACGGUCCGCAUCGCCAUGGAGUUCAGGGUGGCCGAGAUGACGGGCAUCCUGCUCUUCAACGGCCAGGAUGGCAAGAAGGACUUCCUGUCUCUCACCCUGGUCAAUGGCAAGGUGGAGCUCAAGUUCAACACCGGCUCGGGCACAGGCACACUGGUCAGUAAAGUCCAGGUGAAGCUGGGUCGCUGGUACCAGCUGGUGGUGACGAGGAACCGACGCAACGCCGUGCUGAGCGUGGAUGACGAGCUCCACAUCGAGGGCGCCAGCCCCGGAACCGACGGCCUCAACCUGGACACACACCUCUUCAUUGGAGGGGUGCCCGAAGACAUGAUGACAGAUGUGAAGGAGAGGACCUCCACUGGUACAGGUCUCGUUGGCUGUGUUCGCACGCUGGACGUCAACAACCUGGUGUACAACCUGCAGGAGAAGGGUGGCAACGUGCUCUACGGCACCGGCGUAGGCGAGUGCGGCAACAACCCGUGCCAGCCGAACCCCUGUAAGAACAGCGCCUCCUGCCAGGUCAAGGAGGCUGAGAUGUUCCACUGCAAGUGCAUCAACAGCUACUCCGGUCCGACGUGCGCCGACACCCACAAUCCAUGCGAGCCUAACAGAUGCCACCCAUUGUCCCAGUGUCAGGUGCAACCAGAGGGAGGGUAUAAGUGUGAGUGUCCCAUGGGCCGCGAGGGACUCCAUUGUGAGCAAGUGUCGGACAAGAAAGGGGCCUACAUGCCGUUCUUUAGUGGUGACUCUUACCUGGAGCUGAAGGGAUUGCACACCUACGGUCACAAUCUCCACCAAAAGGUUAGCAUGAUGGUGGUGCUCAUGGCCAACGAAUCCAACGGCAUGAUAUUCUACAAUGGCCAGAAGACCGACGGCAAAGGGGACUUCAUCUCCCUCUCCCUCAACGACGGCAUCCUGGAGUUCCGCUACGACCUGGGCAAGGGCCCCGCCGUCAUCAGGAGUAAAGAUAAGAUCAAGAUGGGUGUGUGGAACACAGUGAAUCUGGAGAGGGCCAGUCGCAAGGGAGAGAUCAACAUAAACGGAAAGGACCCAGUCAGGGGAGAGUCGCCGAACCAACACACCGCUCUCAACCUGAAGGAGUCUCUGUUCGUGGGUGGUGCUCCUGAUUUCAGCCGGCAAGCGAGAGCCGCCUCGCUCAAAGAUGGCUUCAAGGGGGCCAUUCAGAAGAUCACCCUGAUGGGCACUCCCAUCCUGCGGCAGGAGAACGCAUUGCACUCCAGUGACAUGGCAAUGUUUAAGGGCCACCCGUGCAGCCGGGAUCCCUGCCACAACGGGGGUCUCUGCAACCCCAUGCUUGAGAGCUACGAGUGUGUGUGCCCCCACGGCUUCACGGGCACAGCCUGUCAGAACACCAUCUUGGAGAAGUCCGCCGGGGAGUCGGAGUCCAUUGUUUUUGACGGCCGGACUUUUAUCGAGUACCACAACGCCGUCACCAAGAGUGAGAAAGCCCUUCUGGUGAACACAUUUGAGCUGAGCAUCAAGACGGAGGCCACACAGGGCCUGGUGCUGUGGAGCGGCAAGGGCGUGGAGCGCUCUGACUAUAUCGCCCUGGCCAUUGUGGAUGGCCGCGUGCAGAUGACCUAUGACCUGGGCUCCAAGCCUGUGGUGCUUCGCUCGACGGUGCGCGUCAACACUAACAGUUGGAUCUGCGUCAAGGCCAGCAGAGCACGUAGGGACGGAUCUCUCCAGGUGGGCAACGAGGCAGCAGUCACGGGAUCGUCGCCCCUGACAGCCACUCAGCUGGACACAGACGGAGCUCUCUGGUUGGGUGGCUUGGAGGAGUUGAUAGUGGCCCACAGACUGCCUAAGGCCUACAGCACGGGCUUCGUUGGCUGUGUGAAGAAUGUGGUGGUGGACGGCAUGGGGCUUCACCUGGUGGAGGACGCACUCAAUAGCCCCAAAAUAUUACACUGUUCCGCCGCUGAGGGCAAAAAAUAACCUGGUUAAACCACCCCCUUCAUAAACUACAUGUCUAAUGCUGUAAUUAAGUUCUAUUUUUGUAUAAUUAUCAUCGCUUUUUAUAUUGGAAAAAAAUAAUACAUCGUUUAAAUUUGUUUUAUUUUGUUUCGUUAUACUGUAUUUUUUUUGUUGGUUUAUCUACGCCUCCCGUUCAUUCAUUAUCCCCCUCCUGAAAGGCCGGUGUAAAUACCUUGCGUACAUUCGUGUGGCGUCGCAAGACAAGCGAAAGUUGUAUUAAUUGUAUUUGUUAUUUUCAAACAAACGCGAACAAAACCUUCCUAUCGCUCAUUGCUUGAACACUGGUGAACCACAUUGGUCCUCUCUAUUUUUGCCUCGUCUUGGUGUCAUAUCAGUCACUACCACCCAACACAGCCUAUAGACAUAACCCUAACUCUACAUACAAACAUUCCCGUGUGAGGCAAAUGCAGUAGACAUACUGCAGAUACCAAUGUCAUGUUUUGCAACGAAAACAAGCCUGUCUUAUUGGUGCCUCAUGAACACAACUCUGGUUUCAUAGAACCCUCUGCUUGCCCCUGAUAGGACACAAGUGUAUUCCAUAUUAGUUAAGACUGAGUUUCGGAUGCCGUCUGAACAAACUCCUCAUACAGCGUAAAUACUCUCAGUUGGCUCUGAACCAAUGACUAAGUCUCAUUUUUGAACAAAGACGAAGUGCCCUGCAUUCCAGAACAACUUACAUAUCAUAAUUUCAAAACAUCCAUCAAUCAAGAAAUGUAAUAAUAAUUUACAUAAAUAAAUGUAAUAAAUAUAGAGUAUAUAAAUACCUGAGACUGUGAAUAUGUAAGAUUGGUUCUCUUCUCAUGUAUUGUGCUUCUCAUGUCGUGUGCAUAUUCUAUUUUGCAAACAGUAAAGCUAACAAUGACCACUAGUUGCAUGCAGUUUCUGCGGUGUUGAUUUAGUUUUGUUUUAGGUUCGCCAGAUCUUUUUCAUUUUCUGAGGCGAACGUGUCAGCGGUUGAGUGGAUUCUUUUACUCUCACCUGAUUUCACUAAGCUUGUAGAACUAUUUCAUUUGGCUGGGUCCUGUUUUUUAAUGGUGUAACAGAACAAGUUGCUGGUUUUACCACAUCUGGCCUGAUGGAGGAGCUGUAAGAUAAGGCUAAAUAGAGGAAGAGGAGAGAUGUCAUAACAGGUGGGCAAUGGGACCCUUCAAUGCUCAGUCAUGGAAUGUUCAGUCAUCAAUGAAAUUCUUCCAUCUUUCAAACUUCAGAGUAAAAAAAUGUUUCUCAAAUUGAAAUGAAAACUGGGCCUCUUACAUUAUAAUAAAGGGGUCCAUCUCAUGCUGUUGGAAAGGGGAUAAUGUGAUAAGUUGGGAUAUUGGGCGGUAAAAUUUAAAGAAAAAUCGCAAACAUAAUUGCAAUUGCAUAUAAACAUACUAAUACAUGGGUUUGUACUAAGAUGAAUCCUGUAACAUCCAAAACUGACAUAAACCCACUCUGUUUUGAUACAUAAGAUACUUGGCAAUAUUGUUCACAUCAUAUUUCCCACUUCUGAAACAAAGGGGGCCAUUUUGUACGUGUAAAUUUAGCAUUGUGUAAAACUGUGGAGGUUAUGUUUUUAGCACUAUACACUGGAACCAAGAAGUCUGACUUGUCUGUUCACUACACACAAUAAUUAUGUUCUUAUGUCAAUGGGGAAGGGAAGGGGAAGAGCAUUGAAGCAUAUGGCUUUUGAGUCAAAUCAAGGACUAGUUUCCAAAGCUAAGACCAGUAACCGUGUGUGCGUAUGUAUGGUCUACACCACUGCAUUUCUAUGUUGUAUUACUGUUGAAUUGGACCUAUUCCAGUAGUUGUGGAAUGUGUCCUGUGUUAUUGACACUCAGAAGUGACACUUGCUCAAGAGUAAGACGGGCACAAUCUAAUGUCGGGGUAGUUGAAACUGUCUAUGAAUUGCCUUAAAACAGUUCAACGGCUCACCGGUUGACAAAGUUGUCCAUACUGUUCUGUGCUCUUAUUUUAGCCAGCAUCCUAGCCUCAUCAACCCCAUCGUGUAAAUGAAUAUGUAAUAAUUCAAUUCAUAAUAAUGCUCAUACAAGUCAUCGGAGAGCCUCAAAAAUGUCUGCCUCUGGCUUUUACAGAAAAUGUACUAUUUACUGUUUGAAUCUAUUUUCUGUUCCUUUGUCUUCAAAUGGAUUCCCCUAUCGACUGGCCCCUAAACUACUGUUUGAUUGAGACGCUCCUGAAGGGCAGUGCACCGAGUAAGAGUGGCAUGACCUGACCAUUACUAACUUUAUUACCUUUGUCUUUUGUUCCUACCACCAUGAAAUAAAAUGUCAAACAGACCUGA